AUGUCCAGUCUUCUGACUGACGGAGUGUAUAAAAUCGAAAAUAUUGGCAGGGGUCUCAUGCUGGAUUUGAAAGGCUUGCAAGAAGGCACUACGAUCGAAGGCCAUUCUGACAACGGUUCCGUAGCCCAACAGUGGAUUAUCACCGACCAAAGCCAGCCGGGUUUCACGUUCAGCCGUCAAACUGUCACCAUUCAGUCAACAGUGGCGGGUCCAACGGGCAUGGAUUCUUUGCUGCAGAAAUACAGAUGCUACUUGCAGGAUUCUGGUGAAAGAGUUCUAUAUACCAUGAAGAAGUGUUUUGUCAAUGUACUUGGUGCUUCAGAUGAUGGCUUCAGUGUUUACUACGAGAAUAAUAACUUGGUAUUGGCUAUUCCUAGCAGAACUCAGCCGGAAGUGAAAUUGGAGAAUUUCACAGCAGGCAAUGCUCGGCAAAUGUGGCGAUUUAUACGUGUCGAGUCCUAG
Suillus clintonianus is the source of this 462-nucleotide messenger RNA. RefSeq lists its product as uncharacterized. The transcript is spliced from 5 exons. The coding region runs from base 1 to 462 and encodes 153 amino acids. NCBI's taxonomy places the organism in Eukaryota, Fungi, Basidiomycota, Agaricomycetes, Boletales, Suillaceae. The record is from RefSeq and is a predicted model, not a curated record.